This is a messenger RNA of Rangifer tarandus platyrhynchus (Svalbard reindeer), 675 nucleotides long. The record is from the annotation of a GenBank genome assembly. NCBI's taxonomy places the organism in Eukaryota, Metazoa, Chordata, Mammalia, Artiodactyla, Cervidae.
AUGACUGCGCCCAAGAGAAAAUGCCUUGAGCUGGAGACAGGAGGUUCUUGCCCCAUUGACAGAUUCACAGGAAGAGAACCAAAGACUUGUGACAGGGCCCGCGUGGCCUCCACCCUACGCUACUGCAUGAUGGUCAGCGGUGCGGUGGUCCUGGUGGCUGGGACCCUCUGCUUCGCCUGGUGGAGUGAAGGAGACGCAGGCCCCCCACCCAGCCAGUUAGCCUCACCCACUGGAUGCCCUGAGCCUGUGGCCCCCGGUGCCCUGCUCAGGUCGGUCAGCUUCUUCUGCUGUGGCGCAGGUGGCCUGCUGCUGCUGUUCGGCCUGCUGUGGUCAGUCAAGGCCAGCACCCAGAAGCUGCCUCGAUGGGACCCAUAUCACUUCUCCAGGGACCUGUACUACCUCACUGUGGAGUCCUCAGAGAAGGAGAGCUGCAGGACCCCAGAGGUGGUUACCAUCCCCACUUACGAGGAGGCUGUGCACUGCCCACUGGCUGGGGGACUCUCGACACCACCUGCGUCCCUUGUGGAGGAAGACCUGGAGCGUGGUGCCUCGGGGGAUGCCCUGCCUGGGGCUCAGCCCCCCUUGCCUCCACCCAGUUAUGAGAGCCUCAUCUUCGCUGCCGGUGGCAUCUCUGGAGAGGCGGUAGUGUCCCCAUUUAACAGGUGUGGAGACUGA